CGCAUAUGUGACGGCCAGCACCACUGCUUAUAAGUAAGCUCUCUCGCCCGGCCAACUCUGGGGAGGCACCGUCGCCGGACGAGCUGUUUUCUCUCAUGCACUCGCUCAGGUUGUCCAGUGGCAGCAGCACGGGACUCGGCCGGUUCGCUGCCGCGAGGUUGGUGGCCGCAGCUCGUGGAGGGAGGAGCGUGUCCGCCGCGCCGGGCAUGGAGCCCCCGCGCGACGACAUACACAACACCAAAGAGGACGUGAUGAGCCACCCGUUCGGGGUGGCCUACUCCGCGAGGUCGGACGAGGACGAGGAAGGCUUCGGCGGGGUGUACGCGAGGGACGACGACCGGCCGGCGUUCAGCCGUCCAACUGCCGACGCGCGUCCGACCCAUCCUCCUCCUCCUGACCAUGGAACCUCGCAGGUGAAGGAGGAGAGAGCGCGCCAUCUCAAUGACGACAAGCACGCCACCUAGCUUCCUAUAUAAAGCCAUGUUUUAAGAAGUUUAUCUAUGUGUUGUGAUAAUCAUGUAAAAUACCAAGGCAUGCUUCCGUGCCUUACUAGCUAUGUUAUGUGUGCCCCUAGCAUGAGCUGUAAAAUUAAGAGAUGACUUGUAAAGAGAUAGUGCUUUGUGAGUGUCGGAGCUACUUCUAUAGUGUCAAAAACACUAUUAUAUUAUGAAACGGAGGGAGUACAAUUCUUCUUUGGCCGGUUUAGUAAGACAGAUUUAGUAAAGUCUUAUGUAAUGGAUUCGAGUCUCCUUGUGAAAAAGAGAAUGUUAUCCGGAA
Messenger RNA from Triticum aestivum (bread wheat), 777 nucleotides. RefSeq lists its product as uncharacterized. The transcript is spliced from 3 exons. The coding region runs from base 96 to 464 and encodes 122 amino acids. Lineage: Eukaryota; Viridiplantae; Streptophyta; Magnoliopsida; Poales; Poaceae. The record is from RefSeq and is a predicted model, not a curated record.